Messenger RNA from Drechmeria coniospora, 2067 nucleotides. RefSeq lists its product as uncharacterized. Gene Ontology annotation, molecular function: glycerol-3-phosphate dehydrogenase (quinone) activity. Gene Ontology annotation, cellular component: glycerol-3-phosphate dehydrogenase (FAD) complex; mitochondrion. Bases 1 to 2067 code for a protein of 688 amino acids. Gene Ontology annotation, biological process: glycerol-3-phosphate metabolic process. The record is from RefSeq and is a predicted model, not a curated record. The transcript is spliced from 2 exons. Lineage: Eukaryota; Fungi; Ascomycota; Sordariomycetes; Hypocreales; Ophiocordycipitaceae.
AUGGCACCUGCGUCUCACCCGCUCCUGCGUCGGCUCUUGGUCCCUGGCGCCGCCGUUUUGACGGGGGCGACCUUGCUGGCGUACACGUACAGGCCCCGUAACAUCCCCGGAUCGUCCUCGGCCGCCGUCCAUCCGCCGACCUACGGCCCGGAUGGCUCCUUCACCAUGCCCAAGUUCCCGCGCGUCAAGAGCCGUCUGGAGCAGCUCCGGGAUCUCUGCCAGAGCGCCGACUCGCACGCCGGAGUUGAAUAUGACAUGCUCGUCAUCGGCGGCGGCGCCACCGGAGCGGGCGUCGCCCUGGAUGCGGCGACGCGCGGCCUCCGCGUCGCCCUCGUCGAGCGCGAUGACUUCAGCAGCGGCACAAGCAGCAAGAGCACCAAGCUCGUCCACGGCGGUGUUCGUUAUCUGGAAAAGGCCGUUUGGAACCUUGAUUACAACCAGUAUCAGCUCGUCCGAGAGGCCCUAAAGGAGCGCAAGUACUUCCUCCAGACGGCACCGCAUCUCAGCAUGUGGCUGCCCAUCAUGUUGCCCCUCGACACGUGGUGGAAGGUGCCCUACUACUGGGCCGGAACCAAGUUUUAUGACGCCCUUGCCGGCAGCGAGGCCAUCGAGAGCUCCUACUUUCUGACCCGCAGCAAGGCCCUCGAGGCUUUCCCCAUGCUCAAGCAGAAGGGCCUCGUCGGCGCUCUCGUCUACUACGACGGUGCGCACAACGACUCGCGCAUGAAUGUGUCGCUCGCCAUGACCGCUGCGCUCUACGGUGCCACCGUCGUCAACCACGUCGAGGUCACCGGUCUCCUCAAGGAUCACCGUGGCCGUCUCUGCGGGGCCACCGUCAGCGACCUCGUCGCCGCGAGGGAUGGUCAGCAUUCCCGAGACCAGGUGCCCAUGACGGUCCGAGCCAAGUGCGUCGUCAACUGCACCGGACCCUUUACCGAUUCGAUCCGAAAGAUGGACGACGGAGAGUGCCAGGACAUUGUCGCGCCCUCGUCCGGCGUCCACAUCAUCCUGCCCGGCUAUUUCAGCCCUGCCAACAUGGGCCUCAUCGACCCUUGCACCUCCGACGGCCGCGUCAUCUUCUUCCUACCCUGGCAGGGGAACACCAUCGCCGGCACGACCGACUCGCCGACGUCCAUCACGGCCAACCCGAGGCCGGACGAGGAGUCCAUUCGGUGGAUCCUCGGCGAGGUGAGCCGGUACCUGUCCCCCGACAUCAAUGUUCGUCGCGGAGAAGUCUUGGCCGCCUGGUCCGGGAUACGGCCGUUGGUGAAGGACCCCAAGGCCAGGAACACGGAGUCGCUUGUCCGCAAUCACCUCGUGCACGUCUCUCCGUCGGGUCUGCUGACGUGUGCCGGCGGAAAGUGGACGACGUACCGUCAGAUGGCCGAGGAGUGCGUCGACGCUGCCGUGAAGGAGUUUGACCUCAAUCCAAGGUCGCUGCCGGACGCUCCUCGCGUCGGCGGCAGCGACGUGACAGACGAGGACGAUGACGAUGACGAUGGAGCCAUGCUAGAUGGAUCCUGCCAAACGCACAAAGUCCGGCUCGUCGGCGCCCACGGCUUCAGCAAGACCCUUUUCAUAUCCGUCAUACAGCAUUUCGGCCUCGAGACGGAGGUGGCCAAGCACCUGACGGAAAGUUACGGUGACCGCGCAUGGGCCGUGGCGGAAUUGUGCAGACCGACGAACAAGCGGUUUCCCGCUCGCGGUGAGCGCAUCAGCCAGCUCUACCCCUUUGUCGAUGGCGAGGUCCGGUACGCCGUCCGGCACGAGUAUGCCCAGACGGCCGUCGACGUCCUCGCAAGGCGAACACGGCUGGCGUUCCUGAAUGCCCAGGCUGCUCUCGAGGCACUGCCCAAGAUUAUCGACAUCAUGGCGAAUGAGCUCAAGUGGGAUCAUCGGCGGAGGAAGGUAGAGUGGGAUGAGACCGUCGCUUUCCUCGCCUCCAUGGGAUUGCCCCACCCGAUGCUCACAGCGACGAGGAAGCAAGUAGAGCAAGGGAAACUAGACUUUGUUGACUCUCUCGAGUGGAACCUGUACUCGCGACAUGACAGACCCGUCGAUGACUAG